GCGGCCCCAUAAAAGGCCUCGCGCACGGCUAGGCCCCGUACCGCCGUGGGAGCCGGACCGGUAGCGACCGCAGCUCAAGAUGUCUAAAAAAAUCCAUGGAGGUUCUGUUGUGGAGAUGCAAGGAGAUGAAAUGACACGGGUCAUCUGGGAACUGAUUAAAGAAAAGCUGAUUUUUCCUUAUGUAGAUCUGGAUUUGCACAGCUAUGACUUGGGCAUUGAGCAUCGUGAUGCUACAAAUGAUAAAGUAACUGUGGAAGCUGCUGAAGCAAUAAAGAAAUACAAUGUUGGCAUAAAGUGUGCAACCAUCACUCCUGAUGAGAAAAGAGUGGAGGAGUUCAAGUUGAAGCAGAUGUGGAAGUCUCCCAAUGGCACAAUUAGAAACAUCCUAGGUGGCACUGUCUUCAGGGAGGCUAUUAUCUGCAAGAACAUUCCCCGGCUGGUGUCUGGAUGGGUGAAACCCAUUGUCAUUGGCCGUCAUGCUUAUGGGGAUCAAUACAGAGCAACUGAUUUUGUGGUACCUGGGCCUGGAAAAGUAGAGAUGACCUACACUCCAGGAGAUGGAGGCAAACCAGUCACCUAUCUGGUCCAUAACUUUGAAAGCUGUGGUGGUGUAGCCAUGGGAAUGUACAAUCUUGACCAGUCUAUCAAGGAUUUUGCCCACAGUUCCUUCCAAAUGGCACUGUCUAAAGGCUGGCCCCUCUACAUGAGCACCAAGAACACCAUCCUGAAGAGAUACGAUGGCCGCUUUAAAGACAUCUUCCAAGAAAUCUAUGACAGAGAAUACAAGUCCCAGUUUGAAGUCAAGAAGAUCUGGUAUGAGCAUAGGCUCAUUGAUGACAUGGUUGCUCAGGCCCUGAAAUCUGAAGGAGGCUUUGUCUGGGCCUGCAAAAACUACGAUGGGGAUGUGCAGUCUGACUCGGUUGCGCAAGGCUAUGGCUCUCUGGGGAUGAUGACCAGUGUGCUGAUCUGCCCUGAUGGCAAGACUGUUGAAGCAGAAGCUGCUCACGGCACAGUUACUCGUCACUACCGCAUGCACCAGAAAGGCCAAGAAACCUCCACUAACCCCAUUGCCUCCAUCUUCGCAUGGACAAGAGGACUAGCUCACAGAGCUAAGCUGGACAACAACACUAGCCUCAAGAACUUUGCAGUUGCCCUGGAAGAAGUCUGCAUUGAGACCAUUGAAUCUGGCUUCAUGACAAAAGACCUUGCUGCCUGUAUCAAAGGUCUACCUAAUGUCACACGCUCUGACUACCUGAACACCUUUGAGUUCAUGGACAAGCUUGCUGAAAACUUGAAGGGGAAGCUGGCCUCUCUGCCCAAGCUUUAAGGCACAGGUUCUACUCAAGCUCCACAAACAAAGCGUCUCCCACUUACACCAGAGUGUAAGUGGCAUUGUAUCACACUCUGUUGUGUAACAUUUCAAAUACUAGACAAAAAUGAACAUGUACACUUUUUUAAAUGUUUAAAAGACCAUGUUUUCUUAAACCCCUUGAGCUGCUGGGCUAGGCCCUACUUUUGCUAAGCAGCUGAAUGUGACAGUAUUCAAGCUCAAUGUGGGUCUGGAUUCCUAAUGUCAUUCACAGCAGACCUGCGGUUUCUCUCCAUGACUUUGUGAUCUGUGUUUCUUUUCUGUUUUCCUCUCAGACUGAAAGCCAGUCUGUGUCACAGCUCUGGUUAAACCAGUGGUGACUGACUUACUGUCCAACAGGCCUUAGAAAUCAGAACUGUCCUCAUCUCUCCAGUACUGUCCACUGACUAUAAGUAAGUGAGCUCAUAGGGCUAUGCCAGCUCCACUGCAGCCCCUCUCUUAAUUUAUCUUUUAGUGCCAACGAGAGCCUAGUACCCUGAUACUAAGGGAUUUGGUCCCAUUGCUACAGUCAGGACUGUAGCGUUUGAGAAGAAGCACUUAGUAACUGCUGGAAACAAGCCCUAUAGGCUAAGAGCCUAAUAAAGCCAUGCUGCAGUGUCUAAAUGCAGGGCACAUAUUUAGUUAUACUCCUCCUGACUGGAGGUGAAGCAUAGGAACUGUUACCUUUUCCCCCACCCCACAAUUCAUAAAAGUGCAAAACUUUUCUCCAGUUGUCUGGGCUAUUACCCUUCCUGUUGUGAUACAGCAAGUCAGAUUAUGACUGUGAAAAACUAUUCCAUCCAUGGGUUUGUGUUUGUUUGGGGUUUUUUUUUAAGAAUAUUUUAGUUCAGGCUAAAAUAAAAGCCAACUAACAUUCUUUGUGUCUCUCCUUCCUUUAUGUGAUUAGCAGAUACGGGGAAACUCUGCCUCAGAGAGAGACUCCAGUACCUUUCAGCAGAGUCCAGUACAUGCUGGGACAGACUGUUGGAAUGCAAUACAAACACAAAAUAAUCUCUCCCUUUUUAGAGUAGAGUUUUAAUUUAUUCUGGCCCAUAGCAAGAUGUGAUCUGUAGUGUGGUGGUAAGCAUCAGGUAGCUCACAAGAAUUUAAAGGUACCAUGUCCAUUGAAAUUUUAUUUUGAGACUAAUACAAACUCAAACUGAUGUAUCACCACUCAACAAAGAUUAGCAACUAGUUAUUCAUAAGACAAACUCUCACCCUGCAGCUGACUAGCUAUAAGUGUUUGUUAGGAUAGAAAUGCUACGUUAGACUACAUCAGCUAGUAUUAACAUUAGUUUUGGGAUGAGCAUGUGUUUGAAGUGCAGCUCUACAACUGCUAGCAGCUGUCACUGUGCCUUCAAUGUAAAUGAACACAGUAGUCUGCUAUUCUGUUAUUAACACAAGCAUGUAAGGAAUGCAGCUGGAAAGAGUCCCAUUGCUGACCCAUAGAAGCAAUGGAAACAAUCAUCAGGAACAUCUGGAGAGCUAUGUUCCUGCCUGGCUUCUGACAUCAUUAGUUCAAAUUACUGUGCCACUGUCAGGCAGGUCAUGCUACAACAGCACCUCUAACAAAUUCCCUGUUAUUUACUAGCUCCUACCUGGCUUCUGGAGUUACAGAGUACCAGAGAAAGCUUAUUACCUUUCAGGAAACUGAACAAAUAAAUGGGCAUUUUUAAAUCUU
Gavia stellata (red-throated loon) is the source of this 3029-nucleotide messenger RNA. It is a transcript of the gene IDH1, whose product is annotated as isocitrate dehydrogenase (NADP(+)) 1. Gene Ontology annotation, cellular component: mitochondrion; cytosol; peroxisome. Bases 80 to 1327 code for a protein of 415 amino acids. NCBI's taxonomy places the organism in Eukaryota, Metazoa, Chordata, Aves, Gaviiformes, Gaviidae. The record is from RefSeq and is a predicted model, not a curated record. Gene Ontology annotation, molecular function: NAD binding; isocitrate dehydrogenase (NADP+) activity; magnesium ion binding. The transcript is spliced from 9 exons. Gene Ontology annotation, biological process: isocitrate metabolic process.